AUGAGCUUCUGGCAUGUCCUGCCCUUCUUCUUUGCCAUUCAUGAGAUCAACCAGAAUCCAAAGCUGCUACCCAACAUCACCCUGGGCUACAGCAUCUAUGAGAACUUUUUCAACGCAAGGAUAACAUAUGAGGUCAUGAUGGACUUGCUGUCUACAGGGCAAGAGAAUGUCCCAAACUACAGUUGUGGAAGACAAAAUAAUCUUUUGGCUGUGCUUGAAGGGACUGAUUCAGAGUUCUUUACUUCCAUUUCAACUAUGCUGGGCAUCUACAAAAUUCCACAAAUCAACUAUGGGGUCAUCAGCCACAUUCCAGAGCAGAAACAUCAUUUCCCUUUUUUCUACCGGAUGAGUCCAAAACAAGAACCUCCUCACUUGGCAAUUGUCAAGUUGCUCCUGCAUUUCCGAUGGACAUGGAUCGGCCUCGUUGCUCCGGACAAUGAAAGUGGAGAAAAGUUCAGAAGAACCUUUGUGCCAGAAGCCGUAAGGAAAGGUGUCUGUGUUGCCUUCUCAGAAAGCUUAUCCUUGGAUCGUAGAGCAACGAGGGAAAAGAACAUCCUUGAAUAUUUUAGCGACACUAAAGUGAAAAGUAUUGUUUGUUACUUGAACUUUCAGGUCACAUUAAUACUAGCAGUGCUAUUACGAGACAUUGAAAAGAAAAAAAUCCUGUUUGAGGAAAAAGUAUGGAUUGCUACAGCUUUGUCAGAUUUAAAUGAAAGUUUGGAAAGGCAGCAUUUCUGUGUUCUUAUUCAAGCCCUUUGUUGUCUAAGAAAGUUUGGAACAGAUGCCUUGAAAAAGAGACUUGGGAAGUCCCAUCCCCGGAUCUGGUUGAAAGAAUCCUGUCUGAGGAUGGCUCCACUCCAUCCAUUUCUAAGAAACUUCCAGAUUUACAAUUUUUCUGUAAAUGAUGUUUAUUUGGAUGAGUAUGGAAUUAUCACUGCUGACUUUAAUAUCAUGGACUGGGCAAUAUUUCCCAACAAAUCUGCUGCUGGGGUGAUAAUUGGGAAUGUUGAAAAAGAAGUCUCUUCAGUCAUCAAGAUCUCUGUGGAUGAGAGUGCCAUCAUAUGGCCAACAUCUUUUAACCAGAAAAUGGAAGAAACUGAGAAAAAGAUGGAGGAAAGAAAAGAAGAAAAUCAAAGAUUAGCACAGGCAAAUAAAAGCUUGGAAGAUACAAUCACAAUACUGGAAAUGGAAAACGCGUCACACUUUUUAAGACUACAGAACAUACCUGAAGAUAAGGAGGAAGUCCUAACAGAAAUGAUUACUAAUUUGUUUGUUGAGGCACUAGAAGUGGAAAAAAAUGAGAUGAAAGGAGAAUUGGAUCAGAAGGCCCCGUUUUCUAGGUGUACGGAAAGUUGCCUCCCAGGAUAUACCAAGCUGAUGAGAGAGGGAGAACCAGUUUGCUGCUAUGACUGUUCUCCAUGUAUGGAAGGAACCAUCUCUGUGCAGGAAGAUGUAGCCCAAUGUGCAAAAUGUCCAGAUGACCAUUUCUCCAACGAGAAGCGGGAUCAGUGUGUUGCCAAAGUUAUAACUUUCCUGUCCUACAGAGAAAACCUAGGUGUCAUCCUGGCUGUCUUUGCCCUUUUUUUGUCUCUUACCACUGCCUUAGUUCUAGGAAUUUUUAUUAAAUAUCGAGAAACUCCCAUAGUCAAAGCUAACAACCGUGAUCUCACCUACAUUCUGCUGAUCUUUCUCCUGCUUUCCUUCUUGACUUCCCUUCUAUUCAUUGGUCAACCCAAGAAAGUGACCUGUCUUCUUCGACAAACUGCCUUCAGUGUUGUUUUCUCAGUUGCUGUGUCAUCCUUGCUGGCCAAGACUAUCAUGGUGGUGAUGGCAUUUCUGGCCACAAAGCCAGGAAGCAAAAUAAGGAAAUGGCUGGGGAAAUCUUUGGCCAAUUUCAUCAUCUUCUCCUGCUCUGGUGUUCAGGUGGGCAUCUGUUUCAUAUGGCUGGGAAUCUUUCCCCCAUUCCCAGAUUCUGAUUUAUAUUCCCAAAAAGGGCAGAUCCUACUGCAGUGCAAUGAAGGUUCAGUCAUCAUGUUCUAUUCUGCCCUUGGCUACUUGGGCUUUCUGGCUUCCAUCUGUUUCUUGGUGGCUUUUCUAGCCCGAAAACUACCAGGGGGCUUCAACGAAGCCAAGUGGAUCACCUUCAGCAUGCUGCUCUUCUGCAGUGUUUGGGUUUCUUUUGUCCCCGCCUACCUGAGCACCAAAGGAAAAUACAUGGUGGCUGUGCAGAUCUUCUCCAUCCUGACCUCCAGCCUCGGCUUACUUGGCUGCAUCUUUGUCCCGAAAUGUUAUAUCAUCAUUCUGAGACCUGACAUGAACGCGAAGGAGCAUCUAAUGAUUAAAAACAAUGAGUGA
This is a messenger RNA of Crotalus tigris (Tiger rattlesnake), 2355 nucleotides long. Its product is annotated as vomeronasal type-2 receptor 26-like. Gene Ontology annotation, biological process: G protein-coupled receptor signaling pathway. The transcript is spliced from 7 exons. NCBI's taxonomy places the organism in Eukaryota, Metazoa, Chordata, Lepidosauria, Squamata, Viperidae. The record is from RefSeq and is a predicted model, not a curated record. Gene Ontology annotation, molecular function: G protein-coupled receptor activity. Gene Ontology annotation, cellular component: membrane. The coding region runs from base 1 to 2355 and encodes 784 amino acids.